UUCCGGUCGCUGCACGGCUUGAACGCUGCUUCAUGACUUCCUGCUGACAUUCGCCAACGAACCCCCUCCAGCCAUGAGUUCAUCAAAACCCUACAUUGGCUGUAAAAUAGGGUUGAUUUCCAAAGCUCAAAAUCGUUAUGAAGGCAUUUUGUACACGAUUGAUAAGGUGAACUCCACAGUAGUGCUGGCAAAAGUCCGGUGUUUUGGGACUGAGGGGCGACCCACAGACCGACCAACACCGGCCAAAGACGACGUCUAUGAGUACAUCACUUUCCGGGGAAGCGAUAUCAAGGACAUCACGUUGUGUGAACCUCCGAGAUCGCACCACGGCCUUCCCCCGGACCCCGCAAUAGUACAGUCAGCCAGUGUAGGCCCUCAAGGUGUGUACCCCGCUCUGGGGCCAUUUAGCCCCCUGAGGAUGCCUGCCUACAACCAACUGGCCGCCAACUCUCUGCUCAACCAGCAGUAUGCAGCGGCUCUCGGCCUCGGGCCAGUGGUUCCUGGUUUACAAGUUAGAAGGGGCGCAAUGGUGGAAAAGGCGAGUCAAACUCUGCAUGUGGACCGACUGAGGCAGCGGGGAGGCUUCGCUGCGUCCCAGGAGCCGGCGCAGCAGUGGGAGAGGAGGCCCCAGAGGCCCCAGAGGCCCAGACGAGCGAGUCCCCAGAACAGAAGGGCCACCGGAGCCAACCUGAAGUCCGGCCCCGCUGUGCCCAGUGCUCAGCAGGAAACUCUGCCGCAGCAUUAUGACAUCAGGCCUCCACCCAGGAGACCAGGAGCUCGGCGAAACCGGAACCGGAGCAGAGGCCAGCUGAUGGUGUCUCCCGUUCCAUCGGCCAUCCUUAAGUUUGACACAGACUUUGAUUUUGAUUCCUCGAAUGCCCAGUUUAUUAAAGAGGAGCUGGAGAGGGAGGUGCAGGACCGGAUUAAAGAUGGAAACCCUGAGGUAGGCGAGAAGGAAAAGGACAAAUUGCACUCGACCGCAAAAGAGGACAAGUUUGGCCCCAAAUGCUACUACGACAAAGCAAAGUCUUUCUUUGACAACAUCUCGUCCGAUAACAAGUUCAGACUAACGUGGGCAGAGGAGCGGAAGCGCAACCUGGAGACUUUUGGGGUCCCGGGCCGGUUCCUGAGGGGCCGGGGCUUCAGAGGUGGCUACGCGGGACGCAGAGGACGCGGCGCUGCUCAGACGGACUCUCCUCACAGAAUCAGGACGGCCGUGGAGUUCUGAGAUGUUUGCUGAACCUAAUGGGACUGAUGCCCGUUAUGAGGAUCAGCACAAGCGGCAUUAUUAUUAUUAUUAUUAUUAUUAUUAUUAUUAUUAUUAUUAUUAUUUUUUUUUUUUUUUUUUUCUUCCCUGAGGCAGUUUUCCUGCCCCAUAUUGCUGGGAUUGUAUUUUUUCUUAUUUGGCCCCAUUUUAAAUAUGGAUGCCCGCCUCACUAAAUGGUCCACCGUUUGAGACCAAUUGGUCUCUCCUCAGAAUGUCGGCGAGAAUAUUUGUUUUUGUUUAAUCUUUCAAUUAAAUAGUGAACUUUAAUUUGUUUUUUUUUCUGCUACUUGGAAGAAUUUCACUCCCAAACGUGUAUUAGUUUAAUAAGAAAAGGAUCCGGCUUUGCCUCAGCACACUUAUACAAAUGUAAAGUAUGAAUAUUAAUCUAAAAUGAACUAAGUUAAAAGUAAUUUAAAAGCUCUGUAUUGUGAAUUUGACCGGUGUUGUCAUAUUGAAGCAACAAGCUAAUUCAAAUAAACUGGUAAUUGCUGAUGUGCUUUUUUGCUGAGGAUGAGUCACGUGAUACUGUCAGUUACUUGUAUACAUGUCAACCUUGGGUUGACAUUCUGUGAAAUGUAACUAAAUAGUUCCCUAUUGGCGGUAUUAUGCUUACUUGUUCCUUGUGGGUUGUUUUAAAGCUGCUAUUCGCCCCAACGGGCAUCUGAGCCCUUUUCAUGCUGCCAUACUUUUGGCAAAGUGAUCUUACUCCACCACUAGUAUGCAUCACUUCCUUCCUUUUUCUUUUCAUUAA
Molecule: messenger RNA, 2018 nt
Organism: Gasterosteus aculeatus aculeatus (three-spined stickleback)
Lineage: Eukaryota; Metazoa; Chordata; Actinopteri; Perciformes; Gasterosteidae
Product: protein LSM14 homolog B-B
Molecular function (GO): mRNA binding
Source: RefSeq, a predicted model, not a curated record